GCACCCUGUAGGCCGUAACCUUAAUUUUUUUUAUCUUGACUCCCUUUCAGCCGGUAUUUCUCGCCGUGAAGAGUGAACGUGUAGUGCCCGGUGACUUGUGAGGCCAGUCGGUUUUAGAUAUGGCCGUGAACACGAUCCUGCUCGACUUCACCGUCAAGUCUUCCGAGAUGCACAUGCACGAAGAACUUGUGACGAAGGUGCUUGGUAAUUACCUGCCGCAGCUGAACAAAACGUUCAACCGGCGGAUGGACGACGGCGGCUUCCUCCUCGUCCUGACCGCUGACCGAGGUGCGUUCGUCACCGUCCGAGGAUUCCCACAGGGCCUCAUCACCCUCAACAUAGAAUAUUACAAGAAGGACUCCGAAGAAGAGAUCAUCAAUUUUCGGCAAAUGCAGUCAUUGGAAGCACAGCUCACGUUUGUACUUAACACUCGUCGUAGCAAGCUGUUUCCAACUUUAAAGCGAGGUGCCGCCAUCGACUUCUAUCUGAACUCGUCAGAUGAAAGGAUUUUAGAGUAUGACAUCGAUGAGGUCGUGUUCGAGGAGACUUCUCCCUAUCAAAAAGUGCAAAUCGUCCACUCAAAAACAUUCGGCAACAUGCUCAUACUAGAUGGACUGCAAAAUUUGUCUGACCGAGAUUUAAUUUAUACUGAGACUCUUAUGCAGAGAGGUAAAGAGAACUUUGCUGGCAAAGAGAUUGUAAUUUUAGGCGGUGGUGAUGGUGCUCUGCUUUACGAACUCCUUAAGGAAAACCCUAAACUUGUUUUGAUGUUUGAGUUAGACGAGCUUGUGAUUCGAGUUUGUGGAAAACAUAUGAGAGAGUGCUGUGGAAACGUUCUAGAUUCCAUGAAAGGGCCUAACUAUGAGAUUAUUUUAGGCGAUUGUAUGAAAUCACUUGAGGCAAUGAUCCGUGAGGGGAGAAAGUUUGACUAUGUGUUUGGAGACCUAACUGAUGUGCCUGUCUCUCCGACUCCUCAAAACGAAGUCUGGGACUUCAACCAUCUUAUAAUCAAAACGUCCAUGCAGAUUCUCAAGCCUUCGGGGAAAUAUAUGACACACUGCUGUGGAGUGCCAUGCGCAGUGAAAAUGUUCGAAGAUCAAUUAAUGACUAUAGACAAAAACAUAGCAUUUUCAAAGGCGACUGCGUUCAUUCCUUCCUUCCUUGAGGACUGGCUCUUUUACCAAAUAUGGAGGGAGCAAGACAAAAAUUAAUAUUUAUCGUACACUACAUUUUUUUAUAAGUCACUAAUAAAUACAUAUGUGUUAUUCAACAAA
This is a messenger RNA of Cimex lectularius (bed bug), 1274 nucleotides long. It is a transcript of the gene Sms, whose product is annotated as spermine synthase. Gene Ontology annotation, biological process: spermine biosynthetic process. NCBI's taxonomy places the organism in Eukaryota, Metazoa, Arthropoda, Insecta, Hemiptera, Cimicidae. The transcript is spliced from 8 exons. Bases 120 to 1211 code for a protein of 363 amino acids. The record is from RefSeq and is a predicted model, not a curated record. Gene Ontology annotation, molecular function: spermine synthase activity.